Impatiens glandulifera is the source of this 1505-nucleotide messenger RNA. RefSeq lists its product as uncharacterized. Bases 35 to 1414 code for a protein of 459 amino acids. The transcript has 7 exons. Lineage: Eukaryota; Viridiplantae; Streptophyta; Magnoliopsida; Ericales; Balsaminaceae. The record is from RefSeq and is a predicted model, not a curated record.
AAAAAAAAGAAAGAAAGAAAAAAGGAUUCAAUCAAUGGAAGAUCAGCUGAGCCCUUUAGCUGUAACUCAUCUUCUUCAGCACACACUGAGAAGCUUAUGCAUCCAUGAUAACUCCCAAUGGGUUUAUGCUGUUUUCUGGAGAAUCUUGCCCAGAAACUACCCACCUCCAAAAUGGGAUCUUCAAGGAACAGGAGGAGCAUAUGAUAGGUCAAGAGGGAACAGGAGGAACUGGAUAUUGGUAUGGGAAGAUGGGUUUUGCAACUUUGCUGCGAGCGCCUCAACCGGAGAGAAUAAUAUUCCGGCGGCCGGAGAUUCUAAUUCUUCCAUUUAUGGAGAUCAUUAUCAUCAUCAUCAUCAAGCUUAUCAGGCUGCCCUACUGCCUGAGGUUUUCUUCAAAAUGUCCCAUGAAAUCUACAAUUAUGGUGAAGGUUUAAUUGGAAAAGUGGCAGCGGAUCACAGUCAUAAAUGGAUUUACAAAGAACCAAAUGACCAAGAAAUCAACUUCUUGUCUGCUUGGCAAAACUCUGCUGACUCACAGCCAAGGGCCUGGGAGGCUCAAUUCCAGUCUGGUAUAAAGACUAUAGCAUUGAUUGCAGUCAGAGAAGGUGUUCUUCAGUUGGGUGGACUUCACAAGGUUAUUGAGGAUCUGAGCUACGUUGUUUCACUAAGAAAGAAGUUCAGCUACAUCGGAAGCAUCCCAGGAGUAUUAUUACCCCAUCCAUCUUCUUCUUCCUCUUCAUCAUCGUCAUCCUCAUCUUCCUCGUCUCAUCCAAUAUUUCCGUACAGACCAGAUUGUGCCAUGUCAUCACCUCUGGAAGCUGCCAACUGGCACCACCACUUUCAAGGCAAUCAUCUAGCUGCAAAUCAAGCAGCGGAGUUCUUUCAUUUCAACAACAACAAUAAUAAUAAUAUUCAUCAUAAUAAUAAUCAAGCAAUGGCAAUGAUGAGAAUAACUCCAUCCAUGAGCAGCCUUGAAGCUCUCUUAUCCAAACUCCCAUCAGUUGUCCCUCCUCAUGCGGCCACAGUGGUUGGACCGGGUUAUUGUCAUGAAGUUCAACCGCCACCUGAUCACCCAACUAUGUACUCGUCGCAGCAGCAGCAGCAGCAGCAUUUGGUGGUGGUGGCCAAGGAGGAGAAAAGAGAGGAAGAAGAAGAUCAUGAUGAUGAAGAUGAUGAUGAUGAUGAACAAGAUCAGUACAAUAUGCAGAGUGGACAUCAAAGGGAAGAAAUUAUGGGAGUUGAGAAUAAUAGUAGCUGUUUGUCAUCUUAUGAUCAUCUUAGGCAUGAUGACAAUUUUGGGUAUCAUUUUCAUCAUCCUCAUUAUAUUAAUAAUAAUAAUGGUACUACUACUACUACGAAUACCCAUCAUCAUCAUCAUGAUGUUAAUGUCACUAGAACCAAUGGUGGAUUUUAAGUGUGGAAUAUUAUUAUUAUUAUUAUGUUACUAGCUUGCUUAUAUUAAGAUUGUUCAAUUGUCAUUUCUAAUGUUAGUUUUAUAUUUUUCU